AUGGCUUCACUGCAGGACUGUGGAGCGAAGCACAUCAUCCCACAUCCUGUUUCUCUUCACCAUCCUAACAAAUGUUCUCCACAAGAUAUUUGUGCAGUGAUCUCUAAUACGAUAUUCUCCGAGGGACCUCUCUGUAAAAAGUUUCUCUUUGCGAAAAGUUCUACCCUUCCCACCACCUCCUCCUCCACAAAACCCCCAAAAAAAUUCCAUGGCGAUGUGGCGUCGGAGUGGGGUCGCGGCGAUCCACUCCCUCCGCCGGAGAUCGCCCUCCCUCCUCGGCGGCGGCGCUGCCCCUCCGUCGCCGCCGCAGCCGUGGCGGAGCCCGGAACUCUCCGCGGCUCUCCCCCGAAGAGCUUCUUCGACCUCGUCCCUGCGAGGUCCUUCGCGGCCCCGAUCCAAGCGAAGCCGAAAACUGCGAACGAUGCUUCUUCGGGGCCUAGGGUUAAUGCGGCGAUCACUGUUCCCUUUGUUCGGCUUGUUACUGAUGAAGGUCAUAGUAUUGUCUCUACAAAGGAAGCACUUGAUCGUGCAAUGAAGCUCAAUCUCGACUUAGUUGAGGUUCAAAGAGCUGCAAAUCCACCUGUUUGCAAGAUGAUGGACUUCCAUAAGGAGAAGUAUAAACAAGAAAUAAAGGAAAAGGAACGUGCGAAAACCAAGUCUGCACUUACUUUACGCAGCGGAGAGAAAAAAGAAGUACGUUUCAAAGCUAAAACUGAACAAAAAGACCUAAAAGUGAAAGCAGAAGCAAUCAUCAGAUUGACGGAGCGUGGAUAUAGGGUGAAGUGCACAGCCAUGCCGACGGGUAAAGAUGAAGAAGAUUUAGGGGGCCUGCUCUCUCGCCUGUUAACUCUGAUAGAAGAUGUAUCUGUUGUGGAAAGCGGUCCGCAUGUUGACCCAAACAAAGCAUAUGUUAUUGUCAGGCAUGUAAAGUUUGCUUCAAGAAAAUCUGGGAAAAAAGUUAGCGAAGUUGUGGACACCGUUAGUAAAGGGGUUCAAAGUGCUGUCUCUCAAAGCAGUCUCAGCCAAGAUGCGACAGCGCGCGAAGAUGAAGAAGAAGAAUGGGAACCGGAUGAAUCGUAUUCAGAAACUGAUGUUGAAGAAAGAGUUGUAGCCGAAGCCCAGGAUCGUGGCUUCAACAAGGAAUUGGUCAGGUCAAAAUCCAAUGUGGUGAAUGAUUUUGAGAAAUCACUCAAUUCGGAUGCUAGAGGGAAUGGUAUUGAUUCAAGACCUAACUCGGUAAAUCCGAAACUAAACACGGAAAGGGCAAAGAAUGAAGAGCCGGCUAUUGUGGAUACAAAUCGUUAUAGCAAACCGAACCAGGGGCCGCGCGUUCCAUUCAAUAACAAACAGAGAGAGCCCUAUCCAAGUAAUCAAGCUUCACCACCUCCGCCAUAUAGAAAUGUUCCAUUCAAUAACAAACAGAGAGAGCCCUAUCCAAGUAAUCAAGCUUCACCACUUCCACCAUAUAGAAAUUUUCCAUUCAAUAACAAACAGAGAGAGCCCUAUCCAAGUAAUCAAGCUUCACCACCUCCGCCAUACAGAAAUUUUGAUCUUGGUUCACCUGAGCAAGCCAAGUUAGAAAAACCAGGUACGGGAAACCCUAAUAAUCCUAUUCCACCACCGAGAAGCGAGCAAGCCAAGUUAGAAAAACCAGGUACGGGAAACCCUAAUAAUCCUAUUCCACCACCGAGAAGCGAGCAAGCCAAGUUAGAAAAACCAGGUACGGGAGACCCUAAUAAUCCUAUUCCACCACCAAAAAGCUAUGGAAUUUUUAGCACUCCAAAAGCUGCUGGCACUACUGAGAAACAGAACACAGGAGAUGCGACUACGACACAAAGCUAUGGAAUUUUCAGCAGCAAAUCAGCAGAGAAGCCUUCUAAUGGUAGUUCGCCAACACCCAAAUUUGGAAUUUUCAACUCUGCGAAAAAAGAGGGUUCCAGUGAUAGGAGUAAGUCAUCAGAUGCUAAUAGUGGAAAUACGAGUAAUCAGAGCUCUACGACACCGAGAUUCGGAGUUUUUAGUUCGAAAAAUACUGCUACCUCCAAUAAUUAGAGCUAAAGUUACUGAUGAUAGUGCAUUAAGCGGCUUUUGUAGCUCAUAAUGUACCAUUAAGUUGGUGGUUAUUUAUUCUUUUCUUGGCAGAGAAUUUCUUCUUCCUCGAGAUGUCAAAGAAUUUUGUUUAUUUUGUGAUCCAAAAGGAAUGCUUUUAUAAACUUGUAGCUGAUAUUACUACACAGAGAAUAGUAAUUGUUUUUAAUGAUUAAAUCAGAAGAUGAGAGGACCCUGUAAGACUUCUUCUUUUCUUUUUUUUUUUUUUUUUUUUUUUUGCAUCCAUGCAUGCAUAACCCUGCAAAUAUGCAAAAUUGUGUAAAUUGUCCUGCAAAGCUCAAUUUUUUGCUUGUGUAUUCCUGAAACUCA
Molecule: messenger RNA, 2418 nt
Organism: Ananas comosus (pineapple)
Lineage: Eukaryota; Viridiplantae; Streptophyta; Magnoliopsida; Poales; Bromeliaceae
Product: arp2/3 complex-activating protein rickA
Exons: 9
Coding region: 1-2052 (683 amino acids)
Biological process (GO): translational initiation; ribosome disassembly
Molecular function (GO): ribosome binding; translation initiation factor activity
Source: RefSeq, a predicted model, not a curated record